GUAUGUUUGAAGUUCAUCACCACAGAUAGAAAAAACUGAAGUGCGGUGUUUAUUUUGCUUUUUUGAAAACACGGUAAAUAUUUAGUACAUACAAAGUUAAAUUUCUGUAAAAUUACAUGCUAAAAGAAAUAAUUGAAUAACGUUUUCCAAUAUAAGCUUUAUCGCUGAAUAUAUUAAACAAACAACGCAUGAUGAAUAUAUCCAUACCUAAGUGAUUGCUGUAAAAAAUGUUUAAAAUUGAAUCAUAUGUAACGCCUAUACUGCUGAGCUAUGUGGACAAAUAUGUGCGAGACUUUAAGCCUGCAGAUGCACAGGUAUCACUAUGGGGUGGUGGCGUGGCUCUGCACAACUUGGUACUCAAAGCGGACGUACUGCAGCAGGAGGUGGCGCUGCCGUUCACCCUCGUCUCCGGCCGCAUCCACGAACUCCUCAUACAAGUGCCUUGGACUAAAAUCAUGUCGGAACCCAUUGUUGUCACCAUUGACACUAUAGAAUGUGUCCUAAGUUUGAAUCCCCCUACUUCACCGGAUGGCAGCCCACCAACUCCAUCAUCGAGCCGCAAAGCGCAAGUAGUGGAAGCGCCUCCAGGCUACAUGCAGGCGCUGGUCCGUCGCAUAGUGAGCAACAUUUCGCUGCGAGUGCAUCAUCUCAUCGUGAAGUAUGUGCAGGACGACAUCGUCAUGUCUCUCAAUGUCAAACAUCUGGCCGUGAAUAGCGCUGGACCGAACUGGGAGCCAGCCUUCGCAGAUAUUGAUCAGGUUCAGCCGAUGAUAAGGAGGCUGGUGCGACUAGAUGAUCUGACGCUGUGUCUCGAUAGGUCAGACGUCGAUGGCAAGAUAAGGUUCUUCCAAGAGCCUAUACUAUACAGAUGUCAGUUAGAUCUCAGAGUGUUAACCCGCUUAGUGUCGGCAAAUACCCGUCGAGCAACCAGUUUGAAUAUUCAGUUGCGCUCAUCUAAGCUGGCGUGGAGCGUCACCAACGAGCAACUGGUCUUACUCCUGAGGCUGAUCAAGGAGCGACCGACGACCAACACCAAGAUACCACCUCCGCCAAAACAAUCGGCGCCACCAGAUUCUUUGAAUACGGCGUCGUCGAACUCAGCGGAGCCGAAUCGGUCGGAGAGCUGGUCGGAGUGGGCGUGGUCUUGGCUGCCCACGUGGACGGACCGCGAGCCGGGAGUCGAGGAGCCGCCAGUCCUCGCCACCGCGCUACCGAUAUACUUCAACGCCUACUUCGAUGAUGUUGCGUUGGUCUUCAAGGUUUUAGAGUUAGACAGCAACCGUAAACGAUCACGUGCUGUGUUAGAAGUGUCUGCGAAUUACGCGGCGCUCAAGUCUUCGAUAUGUAAUCCUACUUAUUUGCGAGUUCGCUUCGGAGCAAGAGAACUGACUGUUCGGUCGCAUGGCAAGUGCAUUUGCGGAUACCUGAAUUAUCACUCGUCCAACUUCGAACCGACGGUGUACCUGCAUAAGAUUGCCGACGCUACCACAGAAAGCAAUGAAGAAUGGACGUGGCCUGAAGAAGACAUGGGAGAAAAAGUUGAGACGGGGGUAGCCGUCGACGAGACCUACCAAACAUCGUCUAGCCAGGCUGCGGUGAAUUUACAACAAAAUAACAUUGUACCAGAAGGUGAUUCAAAAGACGUUGAGGAUAAGACGCAGUCGGGCACACUGCAAGACGAUAAAGCUGAACAUGAGGAAGUCGAUGAACUGUGGGCACAGAUGGCGCCAAUAGUCUUCGUGGAAUACAUACACGAACGUGCCGCGCCCAAUCCUUUAGCCAACCCUUACGAAAACCCGCCUAAGGACUUCGAAUAUAGCGACUGGGUAGAGGAAUGCACUAUGGCUAUUACCGUGGAGCCCAUAGAACUGAGGGUGUGUAUGGGACUGAUACAUCGACUUGGCGCUCUCAAAGCUAUAUACAAAGAGCAAAUGCAAAAUACACCAGACCAACCGAAGCGAGUUCUAACGGUUGAGGAAAAGGAGUCUUUGUACGAGAACUUGCCUCAGAAGCGAGUUAAGAUGGAAAUGAGGGGUGUUCGGGUUCGCAUCAUACCGUGGGGCCACGGUCUUACCGACCGGCCCGCGCCGCCCGCCGCUGUGUUAGAAGUCGAUAUGCCUAAAACCAGCGCUGUUGUCGUGGCUCCCAUGUAUCCUCAUAGGGUAUGUUCAGCAGCAAGUCAGAUGCCCGAAGACUCGGGUCCCUUGUGGCAAGGCGCCCGUCGUAACACUACCAUUACACUAAGCGCGUUGAGUGUUAAACUGACUAACGCAGAGGGAACCGUCACAAGACCCUGUGCCCAAGCCGACUUGAAAGUCAUCACCCGACAGCUACUCUAUAAGAAGUUCUUCGAAGACAGAGAUUCUAUUGCGCUGUCUUAUCAUGUGAGAAUGAAGGAGAUGAAGAUGUACGGAUCGUCCGCGCGGCUUCAGACAGCUUACAACGUCGUCAUGUCACUUGUACACGAGCGUCGAUCCGUGGCUAUGAAAUACACCACCUUGGCCAAGGACGCGCUUAACGAUGAAGAGUCAGUCGCCAUAGAUUUAACCCUGGAGGACUAUGCGAUGCGCGGGUACGCGACACAAAACGUGAACACUCACGUGGUCUCGCUGCAGUCGGCUAAAAUCACUGCUUUGCAUGAACCAAAGACAGGGGAAAUGAAACAAGCGUGGCUCCUGUCCGCACCUGAUGCGUCGACAACAACGCCGUUCUUCCGUCUAGCAAUCCAAUGGUGCGCUAUACCUUUGGAAAACUCGUUCGACUACUGCGGAAUAUGGACAGAACCUUUUGCCAUGUCUGUCGACCCACUGCUCUUGUCGUGGCUUGCUUAUCUGCCUACUUCGAAAUCGGAUGCAUCAACGAUCUGCGCACUGAAGGGCAUGUCAUCGAUGUCUCAAAACUCUUUUCGACGUCGUUCAACACCACCGUCUUCGAGCGGACGCGGCGGCAGUCGAACGAAUUCUGCGCGAGGAGCUGAGCUGGUGCACAUGCGCUCUCGCAGCCAGGGCUCCAGCAGCGAGCCGAGCGAAAAGAAAGAGGUCAAGAUGCCCGUCCCUAUGCAGUCGCAACCAGCCGAGACGUGGUGGACGGCCGAGAAGUUAGCAGAUGUCUACAAGCGGCUGAAGGGCUUAUUACUCAGCGUGGAGCUUGGCUUGGCGCUGGUGUACGUGACCAUGAGCACGGCGUCAGCUAUCGACUGCGCCACGCUCAGAGACGCUAUGGAUAGGCAUGCCGCGGGCGCACAUCGGGUACUGGCUAUCAGUCUUGGUCGCCUUUCGAUGUGUUCAAGUGGUGCUUCCAAACAGCUGUGGCAAGCUUUACGACAUGAUGGUCCUACUUUUAUUAAAGGCAUUUCAGGGAUCCUCAAAGACUCGUUUCCUUGGAAGCUAGCCCUUUCGGACGUAUCAUGUCACACUCUAGAAGUAUGUGCGGCGCCUGUGAGCUCCGAAGGACACGAGAAACCGACCAAUGCCGGUCUAAAGUCGAACCUUAGAACGACUAAACUAGCGACGGCAAAAACCAUACUAGAGCUGGUUUCUACUACUGUCACAAUAUCUGUAGUGACCAAGUCUGUGCAGUACAAGACUGUAUCCAAGAAGGAAACGAAGAAAUCCUCUGCGGUCGCUGUUGAAGAGAAGAAAACAAAGUAUUUCACCAGCGGAACGGAGUUUAAACCAUCUACUUUGAGGGAAUUCAUACGUGGUCCAGCAGGAAGAAAAAAGAAAUCAGCUGAUUCGUUACUGGCUGACCAGGCGCCGGAGGACGCCGACGAUGAAGUUGUAACUAUAACUGAGGGGCCGAUAGUGUCUCUAGGCGUCCACGUACAUGCCGACACGCCGCCCAUUAUCAUCCGAUUGGAACAAGACCAGCUCCACAUAGUGGCUGCAGCGAUACACUGUUUCACCCACAUUAAUACCUUGAUGAAACGCCCGCCAGUUAAUCUCCCCAGGCCUACUACAUCUUCAAUGGGAGGCUCGCAUAAAUCUCUUAUACGGUCUGUGUCGGACAUAGAGGAAGUUCCGUCGGUUUCGGAAGAUCUGAGUGACGCUCACUCUGAACUGAUAUCGAUAUUUGAUCGCGCAGCACAAAGACAAAGACCAUUGAAAACGUUCUUCUGGUUCCAAUGGGUGGUUAGCCGCGCAACGCUAAUAGUGGCCUCGGAGACCGUGAAGUUGGCACUCGAUAUGGACGACAUGAUUCUUACCAUUGAUAUACAGCAAGAGUACAAUCAGCUCAAAAUAAAACUGGCAUCCGCAUCUAUCAAGCAUUAUAAACGGGAUGACAACGACGAAUGGGUGGCUGGCGUGAUGAGUGGCAGAGUACUGGAGGUCAGAGAGCCCGCCAAAGCUGAAGAAGACGCACAUUUUCUAACUGUCACCGUCACACAAGCACAGGUAUCUAACUUACCUCCUGGCUGGAAAGAAGAAUUACACCCUAAAUUAUUGGAACAGACUAAUAUGUCUGAUGAUGUCGUAUGGGAAGUGUAUGCGACGCUGGCCCCACUGGAAGCGCUGAUUCAGCCAGACAUUCUGGAUAAUGUUAUGUCUCUGGUCAGAGAGAUGGCGCCACGAGCAUUCUGCCCGCUGAAGGCUGAGAUAGAAAAAAGGGAUACGGUUUGGCAAUGGCCGUACUUUUAUUUAACGGCGGGGGGUAUUCGAGUGCUGAUCACAGGGGAACAUUUGGCCAAAGAGAAAAAUGUGGAUGACACCAUUAUAUUGUCUAUAGGAUCCAUCAGUGUCAAUCCGCAUCCAGAGAAUCCUAUUUGCCGACGUACAAUAAGUGCGACCCCGGACGGUGGUUGGCAGGCAGCCGCUGGUGCUUUCGAAGGGCGUCAGUAUGAGGUCGUGAUGCAAACAGUGGCGCUACACUCUACACAGUUCAAAGAAAUGACUCAAGCUGAGUCGGUAAGCGCAGAGUGUAAGGGUACGGGAAGUGAAAACCCUGCCCUGAAGUGGAGCCAGAGAAUCAAGAUGCCAGAUAUCGUGCCUAUACUACAUCCGCUGGAGGUAUGCUGCGUCCUUGCUCCCGCGUUAUACGUGAGCGGCGUGCUGGCCAGCGGUCCGGCGAUCGAGUUCAACCUCGUGUCGGACUGCAGCUUCGAGUUCGGCGUCGAACAACUAGUGCUGCUCGACCAAUUCUGCAAGGAUUUCGUCAACGCGGCGCAAACUGAUUACAUCUCUGUUGGAUCAGUGCAAGCGAUAGACAAGCACGGCGUCUGCCCUUACGCGAAUCUCAUCAUGAGCGAUCUAGACUUCUACUCGGCGAGCGAAAUGACGGUCGACGACACAGUGUUUGACCACAAGGUCAAUGUUGAGGCAGGUCGCACAUGUGACUCCGGUAUAGAGACGAUUGCUUCAUCCUCCAAAACUAAGACGACUGAUGACGCGCCGCCCCUAAGGAGGUCCUUUUCCGUGGGAUUUGUUGAGAAUCCAUGCCCGUCGCAGUUUCUAGAAGUUUUCGUGACGAUGGGCGUAGUAGAAGUUUCUUUGUAUAUAGCGGAUGACAAUAGCCCGGAGGUGGGAGCGUUGCGUCCGCCCGUCGCGAGCCCGACGAAGCCCGUUAGCCCUGAACCAUCACAGAAUGUGCAGGAUCAGCCACUGAAACUAAUGGAGUCGGCGACCCGCGUGACGAGUCGCAGUCUCACCGAGAUGGUGCGAGAUGCAGAUGUCGGCCAGACGCUCAUAGACACGCAGACAACCAAGAUUGUCGCCGCUCGUCGCGGCGUGGGCAACGUGCCCCUCGCACAAAUCACCAUGUACCAGCCGAACAUCUACUACUGGAAACGGAAGACACAGAAAACGCUGCAGCUAUCUCUGUUUAAUGCGUGGAUAGCCCUGGCCGCGGGCGGCACGAGCAUGAUGCUGUUGUCUACGGCGAAGGGUGUGCCAGACCCGGUGUCGGACAUACCGCCCGCGCUCGCCACUUUCAAAGUUGUCGCACCGGUAUCCAGUAUGCCUAACCCUACAAGUACGAGUUCCCGUGGCACCAUGCGUCUUGACAUCGAGAAACCUGUGCAGAUAGACUUAUCUAAGGACAAGCUCACGAGAGUCAUUGGCAUAUCUGAUCUGCUGAGAGCACGCCUGUUCCACCAAGUGACCCAGGAAGCCGAUUCUCCCCCCUUGUACAAACUUAAGAACAGAUUGGUCCGCGAAGGCAUGGAGAGUGUCACAAUACAUACGAGUCAGAUCAGCGUGGCCGGGGCCGAGGGUAUAGUCGGCUGGGACAGUGCCUCCCUGCAGAUCUCGGCCAGCGCUCGCCCUGAGAAGGUGAAUGCACGAGGACUGAUUACCGCGUUGCUAGUGGCAUCGGGACCGCCUGGAGAUCGUCGUCAUGUCGUCUUACAACCACUGAUUGUUGGUGUGGAGCUACAAGCACUUUGGGAGGCUUGGCGACGUGCCGAGGGAGGAAUGGCAGCCCGCGAGCCGACCGUCAAGAUAAAUAUCGAGCUUGAUGACGUCACUGUCGAUAUCAGACCUAUUGAGCUCGCCACGUAUAACCGGCUGCUGAAAGUGUACCAACAAAUCGCUCAGAAUCGCUCGAAAUCGCAGGUAGGCGCGGUGAGCUCGGAAACGGUGACGAAGUCCCAUUCGCCGUCUAUUUUACCACGUAUCUCGUCGUCUUGUCCUUCGAUGCAAAACUACGGGCGUCGGCCCUCGCCUGUCUUCAUCGAUGACGAAUCAUCGGACCACUUUUACAAGGAUGACCUAAGGAGCGGUGCGUUCAAGAUUUUAAGCGGCGGUCAGUUCCCGAUGGCGUACCAAGUGAUGCUCUAUGGUAACGCGGUGUCGUGGCGGUACCCGCAUCCGCGAGCCAUUACGAGAGUGGUCGCAUUUCCUAUACCCGGACAGGACAAGGAGAUAGACUGCGUAUUGGAGUUGUACAACUCAAUGCUGGUGAGGUGGGAAGCUCAUACGUUCUUCAAACUGCCUACUGGCGAGCCGAGAGAACUACGGCUUUUCGUUAGACCACCAGAAACUGUAUUCGCAAUAAUGUGGCGCUUCCGUGUAUGUUCGGUGACCGAGCCGAAGGCGGCGCCCUUCGAGUUCGAUAUGAAUAAGUUCAUGCCGAGAUCUGAUCCAUUGGUGUUAGACGAGCCGCAAUUCGUGGGUGACGCGCGAGUGACGGCUGGUGUAUCGGCCGAGGAACUACUGGGAGUGUUACGAGUGGACUCGUACUUCGCGCCGCGACUGUUACCUCGCAUCAUGGUCGCGCUUAGACUCGCACGUUUACAAGUACACGCGCACAACUCGCUGCCUGAUAUUAGCAGUCACGAGACAUUUCUGGAGGGCUACUACGUGUCGAAGCCGCUGAUGAAAACACAUCGCGUGCUCAGUUUCACCGUCAGCAAUACUGCUGCGUACGCGCACAUCAACUCGCCCGCCGGCACGCUACUCGUUAUGGAUACCAAUACAUCUUCCGACAUGGUGGAUUGCGCAACCGGCACGAUGGAGCCGAUCAUGCAAGAGUUCCGUGUCCAGGGAGCCAUCUCCGCUCACAACGAUAUAAUGACCGGUUCGCGAUGUCGAGUUAUGACCACUGGCAUUCACGUGGCCAUGCAUGUGUCCAGGCUACGAACAUUACAGGCUCUCUUUAAUGAUUGGAAGACUGCUUAUGAUGAGUAUGUCCUGGAACUACCGCCUCGCUACACGGAGGAGCUGCCCGAUACAAGGAAGCACAGUAGGCACGAGAUCGCCGCGGCCAUGGCGUUGGCUCUCGAAGGCCGCGUGGUGCUGUGGAUACACAACAGUUGUGCCUCCGCUAUGAGGAUUGGACAAGAGGAUACUGAUGAAGUUGUACCGCUUGGCCCCGGCGCAAGGCUUGCUUAUAGGUGGCGCAACCCAACGGCUUCGAGGAGGCUGCGAAUCGCGCUCGCCGGGCCAACAGCUGAUUGGCACUGGUCAGCCAGUAUACCCUUCGCGAUUGGAACUACUCGAUUGAAGAUUGAGACUCCCGAGUCAGUGAACAACAAGCAAUUUGCUUCUAUGGGUGCCGUGGUUCAUGUGAAGGUCGAACAGCUGGGAGCCUGCAGAUAUAUGCACCUGUCUGGGAGACUGGUCUUGGCGAACAUGCUUCGAGCUACUUUACUGUAUAAGGUUAAAAGUCGCCUUAUGGAAGGGCCGCAAUGGCGUACGGUGUGUUCGGGCGAGUUGGCCGCCGAGACGGUGGGCCGCAGCGUCAUCUGCAGUGCCGAUAACGACAUGGUGCUCAAGAUCAAGUUCAGAUCACACAACACUUGCUGGUCAGGCGAUAUACCGCUGAAAGAAUGCCCGAAGGAAAACGUUCCAUGGUUGGUUAAAGUGCCAACGGAGGGAGAAAGCCAGUUCGUUUCGAUAUGGUGCCGCGUGGUCCGUGGUCGCGCCGACGGACGAAUCCUGGCGACACUCUGGCCGCUUUACAUACUGCACUCGCAUCUACCUCUCGACACUGAUGUCCUAAUAGUAACAGAAGCAAUGACGACGACGAGUGAGGACUUGACCCCGGUAACACAGCAACUACCGCCGAUGUUGCAAACGACGCCAGGCCGCGGUUCUAGCACUCACCUGCAAGCGCCCGGCACUACCGCCGCUAGACAUAGCCUGUCUUUCCAAUAUAGGAACAUAGAAUGUCCGGUGACUCGCGAGGCCGUCCCCCUGCAUUACGGUGUAACUGAUACUUCAGUGUUCGACAAGCGAACUCCCGUCAUGAAUAUCGAAGACGUCAUUACCGAUGUACUGCAAUGGUUGGAACGCUCAUCACGCAAUGCAAACUCUGCGUGGCCGUACUCUUUGGUCGCCAAGCAUUGGGGCGGCGACUGGCAGCCUGCAUCUCUGCAGCCGAGGUGUGACGUCGCCGUUCGUUAUCAAGCCGUACGAGCCGGCGGCGGCUGCAGCUUAGAGAUCCUUCUUAGUCCUAUCGUGUUACUAUGCAACGCUACGCCAAUACCGCUCACGCUCAGAGCGUAUGACGCUGCUCCGCUCUGCAAACUCGAACCUGGGUCAGCUCUGUCUCCGCCUUCAGCUAUCAUCAAGAAACCGUUCUUCAUGUCAGUAGAGGUGGGUCGCGAGACGUUCGUCAGCUGUCAGCUGCAGGUAGCUACUGAGGAGCCGGGACGCUACGGCACGCUGCCGCCAGGACAGGUCGCGCUUGACCAUCCCGCCAACUUCUCUAUACUGUGCAAUCAGAAGGUGGCGCUCCUGACAUUGUAUUACGAAAUCAAGGAGCAAAUCAACGUGCUCGGCGUCUCAUCCACGUACUUACUUGUGAAUAGGCUCGGAACUGAAGUUUUGGUGUCAGCAAUCGCAGUACCGAGCCAUAUGGACGACAGUACCAUGUUGCGUCCUAAGACUUUCAAAGUGGUACCGCCAUCUAAAGAAGGAAGUGAAUACGGCACAUCAUUAUGUCGUUUCUGGCUCCGCGGCCGGUGGCGGGGUUGCGACCCUAUAGAGUUACGCGCCUACUUGUGUUUCGCGUUACCCGCUACAACGUUCCAGGGAAGAGAACCCGUGCCCAUACGCUUGGGCCAUCCGCCGCUGAGGCGAGCCAUGGCCCUUGUUGAUUCCAACCAAGUUUCGAUCCCGAUCGUAGUGAGUCAGAUAAGGCACGACAGCCGCUGGAUGAUAGUGAUCGCUCACGACCCGUGCCCGCAGUUCCUCGUGCACAAUCACACGAGACUCACCCUGCAGGUCGCCGAGCCUGUUCACUCGCCUGAUGAACCCUCCACUUCACGCGUAGAGCCGAUAACAGAAUGCGCAGGCACUACUUGGUGGUGCACCGUUCUCCCCAACUCUGCGGUGCAUUACUCUACGCCGUCAUACUGUGCCCGCUAUCCGCCUGAAACGAUGCCUCCCAGCACCGUGUCCUCGCCCUACCUCACGUUCUCUAAAGGGAAAGAAUUGGACGAGGACUGGUGUCCGCCUGUGAUAGCCGUGGACGGUGAACAACUGAUUCAGUACUACGGCGGCAUUACCAUCAAGCUGCGCGUACGCACGCAUCCACAUUCUACGCUCAUCGAGUUACAAGAUGUCGACCAUAACGACAUAUCGGCGAGUGACAUAAGGAAACGUUUACUUGGCGCUUUUGAAGCGAAGCCAAAUAAGAUAGAUCCAUCAUCAUCCGCUUGUCUGGAGCGCACCGGUGCAGAUUGUAAGCUGUUAAGCGAUAGCCCCGCCCGGUCAUCGAGCACCCGUAUAGACACAACCCGAGACGCGGCCAAUGAAGGGACAUCGAGUCCGAAACAAGAUUCGGAAAGUGUGUCUGAGGACGAGAAUCUUACCUUCAAGUUUGCUCAGUCCGUCGAAAAGAUGAUCAAGAGAAGUGGUGAAACUGUCACCAUGUUUGUGGAUCCUUCUAAAGCUUUAGAUUACAGCUCCGCGAAUAUGUACGCUGCCGAAUGUCACAGUCAAAUGAUUCAUGCCACGAGUGAAGUCUUCUCGUCGCAUACUUCGGUGCUUGGAGAAAUGGACGAUCUUUGGGCGGAGUGCGAGCGUUUCCGCUGCGUCAUCGCCGGCAUAGCGGUGGAGGUGUCGUCCGCUUGUGACAUCAAGCCGCUGUUGGCGUUGCAUCUCGACCGCACUGUGCUGCUGGUGCAGGGAGAUAGCAAGAAAACAAAAACGAUCCUAUCAAUAGCAGACGCUCAGAUCGACAACCUACAGUACGACACCGGACAGUAUGACUUCGCGGUUGUCGCGAGCACUCGAGCGGAGCCUCUCGCCGCCGACCGCUGGCCGCCGCUGUGGAACAUGUUCGCCGAGAGGAAUAUAUUCUCCACCAGAGCUGCCUCCGCUCGACUGCUGUUCAAACUGCAGCAUGAUAAGUGGGAGGUCGUCUCGCAGACGUAUAGUGAACUAACGGAGGUAGAAAUAAGCCUCGGCACGCUAGCUCUAUACAUAGAAGAUGCGUACGUGAAGGCAUUAGUUGACAUGUCACACAUGUUACUGCCCGCUACUACUAGCAGUGAGUCGAGCUCGCAGAACGAGGAGCGAUCUAUACGGAAGCCGCUGCGACUAAGAUUGUUGCACGUCCAUCCCUUAGAUCUCACGUUAACGCUGCAUACAGCCGUGCGAAUGUACAUAGCAUUGGACCAGAGCCCGCUGCGACUGAGCGCGUUCAAGCUACACGACAUGAUGACGUCAGCCGAACGUCUCACGCAUGCGCUCACCGUACACUACCUAUCCGCCGCCAUAUUGGGUGCAGGUUGGGUAGUCGGCGGACUAGAACUUCUAGGCGCACCUGGAGCGCUAGCUGCUCGAUUGGGCGGGGCCACUGGUGGCGUGAGGGGCGUGGCCUCUGCCGCAGCGGCCGCCCUCCUCCGGUCCCUGAGUGCGUGGGCGGGGUCACUGGCCAGGAAUCUGGAUCUAUUGGCUGGUGAUGAGGAGCAUGCAAGACGGGCGGCGGCGGCGAGAAGACGGCCCCCUCCUAGCUUUGUAGCUGGCCUCAUGGCAGGCAUCACCAACUUCGCUAUCAAUAUAUUAGGUGCGGUUGGAGGUCUAGCACAUCACCCACUAGUGGGCGUGGCAGUGGGCGAGACUGAGAGCGGGGCGGCGGCAUUACGCCGCGGGCUGCUGGGCGCGCUGACUAAGCCGCUCAGUGCCACCGCCGACUUGGUGGCGUAUGCCGGCUCCGGCCUGCUCAGACAGACGGGCUGGGACCCCGUGCCUGAGCCCCGUCACUCGUGGCCAGCUAUAGAGCCUCGCACACAGGCGGGCUGGCAACGCGACUGUGUGCGGUGGAUGUUCCGACUGUGCGAGCUCACGGCAUUCACCGGCUUCGAAGUCCUGCUCGAUAAGGCGCCGCUACAACUGCUCAUCACGCAUAAGUUUUUGGUGGUAGCUGACCCCGAGUCGGAGCGCGUUGUAGAGACCAUAGACUUUCGAUUUUGUUCUCUUGGACCUUAUAAAGGAGAGAUCAUUGAGUUAUGUGUGCUGCAGAAGAGACACACAAAGACAUCAGAUUCAAAACCAAAUGAUGAUGAUGAAGAUUUUCAGAUCAGCGCCGCAGCCAUGGCCCGCGUGGCUCGCUACACGGGGUCGGAAGGGGCGCAGGCCGAAGUACGAGUCCUCACGCUGCUGCCGCCGCCGGGCCGCUCGUACGCGCUCCACGCUGCCCUCGCCGCAGCCCUGCACCACAAUGCCGACACGCACUUCCCCAUGCUAUGACGAUACACGCGGUACCCCAUCCUUCCCCAUGCUACGAUGACACACAAGGUACCAUCCUUCCCCAUGCUACGAUGUUAAACACGGUACCAUGAAAAAAAUAAAAAUAUUUAUUAGUUGCGAUUGGAGCCUCCUGUUAAUCAUAUACAGAUUAGACAAGCCUUUAUUGGGAGUACCAUACUGCCCCAUGCUAUGAUAUCAUGCACCGUACCAUACAUGUACAAAGGAGAUAGAUCGGCAAUCGAGUGAUUUUUAGUAAAGCCAAAAAUCAAAUUUAUCAGUUGAUUUUUUUUUUUUGUGAUAAUCAAUAUAUGUACUGUGUAAUUGGAGAAAGAACAUUAAAAACGUUUUUCAAAAUAUGUUGUUGGAAUUUGCGUUUGAUACAUACGGGAUCGCUGUAGGCCUCUAGAAUGCAAGUUUUUUGGCCUCAUACCACAUACAGUUAUCUGUCACCAUCGAUAAUGUACCACGUAUCAGAUAGAACGUUCCGAAUAAUAGUUUUGUCAAACUCAAUUGUACUUUGCACUUCACACCAGCCGCCAGGUUGGAUGACAUCAUGAACAAUGUCAGUAAUCUAAUUUGUUUAUGUAAUAUUAAACCUUGUUAAAGCAUUAAUAGCUAGUAAUUUCGUUAAAAUUCAAUAUUAAACAUAAUGAUUUAUUUGCACGACUUGCCAUCGUACAAUCAACAGAUAACAUAUUAUGCAGAUAAAUCAGUUGUAUGGAUGUUCUUGUCUAUCGUUGGAAUAUAUGACAAUGUCUGUCACGCAUUGCCGGUCUAUCAAAUUGAUCCUAAAUCUAUGUACGGCACGAACCGAGAACCAUCUCAAUGUACAAAGCGAAUUGGUGGCGCCACUGUAGCAUGUGGGCCAAUCAAUUUGGGCCACUGAGUUAUGCUAUUUUGUUGAAUAUGUUUUACCUAAAUAUUUUAUAACUGAAGAAUAUACUUACUAUGAAUUUCACAUCCUUCGCCUAAGCACACUGCAAAUAUUUUUUUAUGCCAAACCUAUUUUGUUGUUUUUUGAGUUGUAAUUCAAUGUUUAUUAUGAUUGUUCUCUUUGCCUUUAUCGUACGUGAACAGUUCAACAAACAAACAACCAAUUUAAGACUUUUAUGAUAGUAAAACGUGAUUAUCAUUUUAAGUAAUGCAAAGACAAUAGAAGUAAUUAUAAACAAAACAAGAAGAUAUUAAAAUGGUAAUAAAAAUCAUGGCCCAUCGGUCACGCGAAUGACAACAUCUUAUUUUAUAUUAUUAUUAUUACUAGCCUAUAAUGUCCCACUGCUGGGCAAAGGCCUCCCCAUCUCGCUUCCACACUUCCCGAUCCUUCGACCGAGUCCACCAGUCUCGACAGUAGGCGUCUAAUUCGUCACGCCAUCUCUUCCGGGGCCUACCCCGCCUGCGGUGUCCAUCCUGGGGUGUCCACUGGGUGACAAUAGUGGCCCAUCUUUCCGGAUGCAUACGGCUAACGUGUCCGGCCCAGUUCCACUUCAAUGUUGCCGCCUUUCGGCCUACAUCAGCAACUCCUGUUCUGGAACGUAUAACGGUAUUUCGGAUGCGAUCCGUCCGUUUAAUGCCUAAAAGGCUACGUUCCAUUGCUCUUUGGCAAACCUUGAGUUUGGACUUCUGACACUCGGUAAGAGACCAAGUUUGCGCACCGUAGGUUAGGACGGGCAAGAUGCACAUGUCGACUAAUUUUCGCUUGAGUGAAAGGGGAA
Molecule: messenger RNA, 13846 nt
Organism: Helicoverpa armigera (cotton bollworm)
Lineage: Eukaryota; Metazoa; Arthropoda; Insecta; Lepidoptera; Noctuidae
Gene: Vps13B
Product: intermembrane lipid transfer protein VPS13B
Exons: 85
Coding region: 228-12134 (3968 amino acids)
Source: RefSeq, a predicted model, not a curated record